Messenger RNA from Myotis lucifugus (little brown bat), 1395 nucleotides. It is a transcript of the gene ASB10, whose product is annotated as ankyrin repeat and SOCS box containing 10. The record is from RefSeq and is a predicted model, not a curated record. Lineage: Eukaryota; Metazoa; Chordata; Mammalia; Chiroptera; Vespertilionidae. Gene Ontology annotation, molecular function: protein binding. Gene Ontology annotation, biological process: intracellular signal transduction.
AUGAGCUGGUCCCCAGAUGAGUGCAGGGGGUGGGAAGAGCCCCCGGGUGACAGACGUGCCCUCUGUGCCAGGCUGGUGGAGAAGCCCAGCAGUGGGUCUGCAGAACACCCAGAGUCUGGCCCGGGACCCAUCGUCACCCGCACGGCCUCAGGACCUGCCCUGGCCUUCUGGCAGGCAUUGCUGGCGGGGGACGUGGGCUCCGUCUCCCGCAUCCUCGCCGACUCCAGCGCUGGCCUGGCACCAGAUUCCAUCUUUGAUACCAGCGACCCAGAGCGGUGGAGGGAUUACCGCUUCAACAUUCGCGCUCUGAGACUCUGGUCUCUGACUUACGAAGAGGAGCUGACCACCCCACUGCACGUGGCAGCCAGCCGGGGCCACGCGGAUGUGGUGCAGCUGCUGCUGAGGCGGCGGGCAAAGCCAGACAGUGCCCGGGGCCGCACCGCCCUGCACGAGGCCUGUGCCGCAGGAAACACUGCCUGUGUCCAUGCCCUGCUGGUGGCAGGAGCCGACCCCAACAUCCCUGACCAGGAUGGGAAACGCCCCUUGCACCUCUGCCAGGGGGCUGGCACCCUCGAGUGUGCAGAGAUGCUCCUGAGGUUUGGGGCGAAAGUGGAUGGUCGGUCCGAGGAGGAAGAGGAGACCCCUUUGCAUGUGGCCGCCCGGCUGGGCCAUGUGGAGCUGGCAGACCUACUUCUAAGACGGGGCGCGGACCCAGAUGCCCGAGACGCUGAAGGCUGGACACCGCUGCUGGCUGCCUGUGACACCCGCUGCACACCCGCCACUGACCCCGAGGCCACCGCAGCCCGCUGCCUCCAGCUGUGCCGCUUGCUGCUCUCUGCCGGUGCCGACCCCGAUGCUGCCGACCAGGACAGGCGGCGGCCCCUGCAUCUGGCCUGUCUCCGCGGCUAUGGGGCCAUCGUGGAACUGCUCCUGUCCUGUGGCGUCAGUGUCAACGCCAUGGAUUAUGGGGGACACACAGCCCUGCACUGUGCUCUGCAGGGCCCCCCCUUGGCCCUGGCCCAGAGCCCAGAGCAUGCAGUGCGAGCUCUGCUCAACCACGGUGCCGUCCGAAUCUGGCCUGGGGCUCUCCCCAAGGUGCUGGAACGCUGGUGCUCGUCCCCGCGGACCAUCGAGGUCCUGAUGAACACCUACAGUGUCAUGAAGCUUCCUGAGGAGGCCGCGGGUCUGGUACCUCCUGAAAUUCUGCAGAAGCACCACCGAUUCUACUCCUCCCUCUUCGCCUUGGUGAGGCAGCCCCGAUCGCUGCAGCACCUGAGCCGCUGUGUGCUCCGAGCUCACCUAGAGGCCUGCCUGCCCCACGCCCUGCCCCGCCUUCCCCUGCCACCCCGCCUGCUCCGCUACCUGCAGCUGGACUUUGAGGACGUGCUCUACUAG